Messenger RNA from Tricharina praecox, 1970 nucleotides. Its product is annotated as acyl transferase/acyl hydrolase/lysophospholipase. Gene Ontology annotation, biological process: arachidonate metabolic process. Lineage: Eukaryota; Fungi; Ascomycota; Pezizomycetes; Pezizales; Pyronemataceae. The transcript has 5 exons. The coding region runs from base 185 to 1723 and encodes 512 amino acids. Gene Ontology annotation, cellular component: membrane. The record is from RefSeq and is a predicted model, not a curated record.
CACAGACACACAGACACCCACCCACCCACCCACCCCGAACUGAAGCUUCCGACUGAAGCUGUGCCGACAUACUUACCCACCUCUGGCCACUAUAUCCCAGACAGCCUGCGUUUCUUGCGACGACAGGUUCUUCGAUCCGUUCAACCCAGCAUACCCUUUCGAGUCUCCACGGCCGCAACACAUAAUGGACGGUUACUACGUAGCCGCGACACAUUCCCUGCGCAGCGAGCGCGGCUCGAGGCGAUCGCGGGAGCAGCGGCCGCUGCGGUUGCUAUCCCUCGAUGGCGGCGGUGUCAGAGGAUUCAGUACACUUCUACUCAUACAGGAAUUGAUGCUACACCUGUUCGUCGAACUCGAAGGGCGCGCUCCACGGCCCGAAGAGAUACCGAAACCGUGCGAUCACUUCGACCUGAUCGGCGGCGUUGGAACUGGAGGACUCAUCGCGGUUCUUCUCGGCCGGCUGAGGAUGGAUCUCGAGACGUGCAAAGACGUCUACGUAAAGGUCUCGAAGAAGGUGUUUCAGUCGGACAAAACAAUCGCAGGCCUGCCGCUGAAGAAGACACUGUUCAAAGCCUCGCGGCUGGAGGAAGCUAUCAGAGACAUCGUCAAGGAAUUCGAAUGUCCACUUCCGCCCAGCAACGAUGCGUUCAGUAGCUACUCCAGCCCGCGGGCACCGGGCACCCCCGCUUCCAGCCACCACGGCAGCCAGAUAUUCCAAAGCGCUUGGGAUGCAUCCAGCACGGAAGGCUCGGUUCAGAGCGGCAGUAAUAAAGAGCCGGAGACCGACAACGGGAAUGCACUGCUGUUCGAUUCGCGGCCGGAUAGAUGCAAGACUUUGUUGAUGGCGACCUUCAAGGGCUCGGACGAAAACACGCCUCCAGCGUUCCUGCGGACAUACGAAUCCGCGCAGUCGACGGCGAUCAGCCCGAAAUGCACCAUCUGGGAGGCCGGACGGGCAACGGCCGCGCACUUUCCCGCGUUCAAGCAGAUCAAAAUCGGCCACGACAUAUUCAUUGACGACGGCUCGGGGCGGUAUUCGCCGGUUGUCCAGAUCAUCGAGGAGGCGAUGGUGCACGAGUGGCCGGGAAGAGAGGUCGGAGUGUUGGUUAGCAUUGGGUCCGGGAAGGUGGCUACUACUACAUCGACGGCGUCGACGACGACGAACGGCGCAGCACGAUCGACGAUCCGCAGAGAACAGUCAACGUCGUUUCUCCGCUCAACAUCGCUGGGGAAGAUGGUCGAUGCGAAACACAAACACAUGUCGAAGAUGGUGGACUGCGAAAAGAUCCACCAGGAGUUGAUCCGGGACCUCGAACGGAAAGGGGUAGCGCAGGAUAGCUACUUCCGGUUCAAUGUGGAGGUGGGGAUGGGCGACUUUGGCAUCAACGAGUGGAGUCGAAUGGCCGAGAUCUCAACCAGCACGCGGAAAUAUCUGUCGAAGCCGGAAGUACAUGCCAUGAACAGAGUGUGUGCCGAGAAAAUGGCGAAUAUCCACCAUCAGCCUGUAUCGUACGGCCGCUCGUCAUACGGCACGUCGCAGACAAAUUCUGUGCCUUCGCGGUCGUCCAAGGGGUCCAGCUACAGAAACUACGUGAGCCGCGAUCUUCCAUCACUUCCGCACAUAAUCACCCAAGACGGCUGUAUCUCUGAAGACGACGAAACGCAGCAGCACAUCGAGGGGCUGGAAGCACUGGUGUCGAAAAUUCACGCACAUCACAUCUGAUGCAGUGAAAGCGUGGUUGGAACUUUGGUUUGGCUUGUUGCUGGCAGCUGGAUAAACGGGUAUUUUGUGAGAAGGUGUUUUUUUUUGGUUUUUGCGAUUCUUUUCGGAGUGUUGGGAGUUCCAGGCGGUCGGAUGCGUCAUGUUUUGCAGUGUAGUGGGUUGAUUGUUCUCGUUGAAUUACCUACUCGGAGCUGGUUCUCGUGGUCAUAGUAGUAGUCGGGUCAUCACUCGUAUUAGUAAUCCUUGU